AUGGCUGGCGCAAAGAAAAAGAAGAAGCCCGCCGCAAACCCGGCCCGAGGCUUUGCAACCACAUCCAUCGCCUCGAAGCCCAGGCCCGAGGUUGUUGAACCUGAAUCGAAUCCCUCGUCAACCGUUGCCAAGGGUCAAGGUGCCCCUCCAUCGUCGCAGAACGCCCCACUCUCGACUGCCGCGCCUGGCGAUGCCAACGCCAAAUCCGCUUCCAAGCACAAGGAAUUGACCCCGGAGGAGUUUGAGAAGCAGCUUGAAGAGUCUGAACUGCAGCUCCUAGUCGAGAAACAUGCACAGAAGGUCAAACGAGAUGCUCAACGCCAGCGAUCGAGACUCGAAACUGACCGUCGCCUGCUUCGCGGCCAGGCUGACUCGGUCAACAGCUACAAAUGGCUGCCGCAAGAGCUCAUGGACCAUGUCCUCAACCUGAUUCAGGCCGAAACCCGGUUUGCCGCUUCAAGUUUGGCUUCCUCAGACAGUUCUGGCGCCGGCAAGAUGGCCCCCGAGGAGGAGAUGAUUACGAGGCUAUGGACCUUGCAGCAAACACUUUCCGCCGCCGAUUUUCCCCAAGAGCGCGUUGAAGCUGUUAUCCGGUACAUUUUGGAUAUUUCUCCCAACAUAUCGUCUAUCGGCAGGGACUCUAUUUGGGGUCUUGAGGAGGCGUUGGACUGGCUGGCUCGGGAAUGCCCCCUCGAGGAGCUUCCCGCCUACGAGAGCAAGCCUAAGCCAAUGUCCAAAAGCACGACCGAAACUCCCCAAGAAUCGCCGGUUCCGACCCGUUCAAACACUCCUCGUCACUUUGAAUCUCGCAAUGGUCGCAAGAACAAGGCAGGGGGGCCCAAGACGCCAUCUCCAACCAAGAAACUUGUGGUUACGUGCGACAGCGAUAUCGAACCGGACGAACUUGAGCCACAAUAUUUGGCAACAAAGGCGAAGCUCCUGGAACUCGAACGCGGAGGUUCAGAGCCCGGGAAAUUAAAAGCAGCCAAUGCCGAUGAUGAGCUCGCCGUUGCUAAACUUGAGGCUAAAAUCAAGAAGAUUGAGAGCGACGUCCUCUUUGACAAGUUCGUGGCCGAGCAAAAAUGGAGACCUGAAAGGAUCGCCCUGGAGAAGCAGUUUGCUACAGCGAAGAAGGAGGCUCAGAGUAACAUUGAAGACUCAUCGCCCCCGCCUGAAGAGCCUAUUCCGGAGAAGACGACAGGCGACGGUAUCAAUGAUGAAGCGGAACGGAUCGCAGCCGAGAUACUGGCCGACGCCGACGAUGACGAAGAUGAUAUCGGCGGGCUUUUCGCAUCUUUGCCGCAAAACGAAGUUGACGCCACCACAGGAGAGACUAGAACCGUAAUCAAUUCGGUUGAUGGCACCAAAAUUGUAGUUCGGGAUUUUGGAAAGUGGACAGGGUUUAGUCCCAGGAGGGCUUUGGAGGAGGCCUGUCGCUCAAGAGAUGCAUCUGCAAAGGUAUCCUUUAUCAUUGUAUCAGAAGCUACCUUUGCCAAUCGCCACUCCGUCGAUAUCUUUUGGUCAAAGCCCCAAGAACAGCCACCCCCCGUCACGCUUCCCGAUGUUGAAAUCAUCACCGACCCCUACCACUUCACCUUCACCAUGAAUGGGAUAGCCACGCCUGAUACGAAGCAAUCGGAGGCCUACAUCGCGACUGCAGCUCUGUACUACACAUUCAGUGGCAAUCCUAAGGAAGAAAAGGUUGGCAUCAGGCUACCCGCAGUCUGGCGGGACCUCUGGUCUGAACUUGCAGAAGCAAGAAAGAACCAGAUUGAUGCUCAAGACCGAACUGUGGUUAAGGAUUUGAGGGCUUUAGUUCGUGAAAGACACGACCAAGAGCUCGAGGAUGGCGUUAUCCUCCAGGGAGCAUUCAGGGGCCGCGGUGCGGCCAAAAACCUACACGACGCUGGCGAGGACGGUAGUCAAGACCGUGCUCGACAAAGUGCAUCAAAUUCCGAGUACUACCAAAAGGUCUGGGCAGACAAGUCCAGCUCGCGCAAAUUUCAAAUCAUGCUACAAUCACGGAUGCAACUGCCCAUGUGGAACUUCAGACAGCAAGUUCUGAGCGCUGUUGACGAGAACCAAGUCGUCAUUGUUUGCGGUGAGACUGGAUGUGGAAAGAGUACUCAAGUACCAUCCUUUCUGUUGGAGCACCAGCUUUCCCAAGGCAAGGCUUGCAAGGUGUAUUGCACCGAGCCUCGGCGUAUCUCUGCCAUUUCCCUAGCUCGCCGAGUAAGCGAAGAGCUUGGAGAGAACAGGAAUGACCUAGGAACCAACAGAUCACUCGUGGGCUAUUCUAUUCGACUAGAAGCCAACACUUCCCGAGAGACCAAGCUUGUGUUCGCAACAACUGGUAUUGUAAUGCGGAUGCUUGAGGGGUCCAAUGACCUCCAGGAGGUGACGCACUUAGUUCUCGACGAGGUCCACGAGCGAUCCAUCGAUAGCGACUUCCUUUUGAUUGUGCUGAAGAACUUGAUGAAGCGGCGCCGAGACCUCAAAGUCGUCCUUAUGUCUGCUACGGUCGACGCUGAGCGCUUUUCGGCCUAUCUUGGAGGUGCCCCUGUUCUCAACGUUCCUGGGCGAACUUUUCCGGUACAGGUUCGAUAUCUCGAAGAUGCAAUUGAGCUUACCGGAUACGCAGCCGGUAACUCGCAGAAUGAUAAGAUGAUUGACCUCGAUGACGACCUGGCCGAAAGUGAAACAGAAGGCCCCAAGAGCGAUAUCUCGAAGAGUCUUGCGGGAUACUCGGCAAAGACCCGCGCGUCACUCGCUCAAUUCGACGAGUACCGCAUUGAUUUUGAUUUGAUUGUGCAGCUGAUUGCCCGUAUUGCUACGAGUGAUGAUCUACAACCAUACAGCAAAGCAAUCUUGAUAUUUUUGCCAGGAAUUGCUGAAAUCCGCACACUAAAUGACGCUCUCCUCGGAGAUCCUCGAUUCUCCAAAGAGUGGUUGGUAUAUCCUCUUCACUCAACCAUUGCAACAGAGGACCAGGAGUCAGCCUUCUUGAUUCCCCCUCCUGGAAUGCGAAAGAUCGUCCUUGCCACCAACAUCGCUGAGACAGGUAUUACUAUUCCUGAUGUUACCUGCGUCAUUGAUACCGGCAAACAUCGAGAGAUGCGAUUCGACGAGCGACGCCAACUCUCACGUCUUAUUGAUACCUUCAUCUCCCGGGCGAAUGCGAAGCAGCGGCGAGGGCGAGCUGGUCGAGUCCAAGAGGGUCUCUGCUUCCACAUGUUCACCAAGUACCGACAUGACACUCUGAUGAGUGAUCAACAGACCCCUGAAAUGCUUCGCCUCUCGCUGCAGGAUUUGGCCAUCCGAGUUAAGAUUUGCAAGAUUGGGGGGAUUGAAGAGACUCUUGGCAGUGCCUUAGACCCACCGUCCGCAAAGAACAUGCGCCGUGCUAUUGACGCACUGGUAGACGUUCGCGCCUUGACAGCUGCUGAGGAGCUGACACCCCUCGGACACCAGCUAGCUAGGCUGCCCUUGGAUGUUUUCUUGGGAAAGCUGAUUCUGCUUGGUGUGGUGUUUAAGUGCUUGGACAUGGCAAUUACUGUUGCUGCGAUCUUGUCCUCCAAGUCGCCAUUUUCCGCGCCAUUUGGGCAGCGAGCACAAGCCGACAACGCUCGCAUGUUGUUCCGCCGAGGAGACUCGGAUUUACUGACCAUCUACAACGCCUACCUUGCUUGGAAGCGAGUAUGCCAAUCUACGGGUGGCGCUGGAAAGGAAUUCCAGUUUUGCCGCAAGAACUUCCUGAGCCAGCAGACGCUGGCCAACAUUGAAGACCUCAAAGGUCAACUUCUUACAUCCUUGGCCGAUUCUGGCUUCCUUUCCUUGACUGAAGAGGAGCGACGGACCCUGUCGCGACUCCGGUUUUCGUCUGGCCGCGGGCGUAGGCAACAGCAGUUCUUUGAGAUGCCCAGCAGAGUCAAUUUGAACAGCGACAAUGACAUUAUUUCAGCUUCGGUUAUAGCCUGGAGUUUCUAUCCGAAGAUUCUUGUGCGGGAUACUCCAGGGAGCAAAGGGCUGCGGAAUAUUGGCACCAACCAGUCAAUCAGUCUUCACCCAUCCUCAGUCAACCGAAACACUCGCGAUAUGAAGUGGUUGUCUUACUACCAUAUCAUGCAGUCGAAAACGGUCUACCACGCUCACGAGGCCACCGCAACGGACCCCUUUGCCAUUGCCCUGCUCUGUGGCGACGUCCGCUGUGAUAUGUUCUCCGGCGUGAUCGCUCUGGAUGGAAACCGAGGUCGCUUUUCCGUGCCAGACUGGAAGACUAUGCUGGUCAUCAAAGUGCUUCGGACACGACUCCGGGAACUAUUGACGCGGUCCUUCAAGCAGCCAGGAAAACUGCCAACGGCACAGCAAGAGAAGUGGCUCGAUGUGUGGCAGAAGCUAUUCACGCAAGACUUUGGAGAGGAUAGGCAGACAACCGGGAUGGUGAGCAAGGCAUGA
This is a messenger RNA of Ilyonectria robusta, 4455 nucleotides long. RefSeq names its product P-loop containing nucleoside triphosphate hydrolase protein. The record is from RefSeq and is a predicted model, not a curated record. Gene Ontology annotation, molecular function: RNA binding; ATP binding. NCBI's taxonomy places the organism in Eukaryota, Fungi, Ascomycota, Sordariomycetes, Hypocreales, Nectriaceae. The transcript is spliced from 7 exons. The coding region runs from base 1 to 4455 and encodes 1484 amino acids. Gene Ontology annotation, cellular component: intracellular anatomical structure.